AUGUAUGCAGCAUUAGUAGUCGUCAGUCAGAAGUCUCAACAUGAACAGUUUGCUACCUUAGCAGUAACAUCAGCAGCUCCGAGUGGUUUAGGAUUAGGACUAGGCCUGCAACUGAUAUCGCCAGGAACGCUGUUACUACCACCUUCAGCUCACACCAUAAUCUCUAAACCAGCCGUUUCUUUGGGCUUAGCACCCGCUCUUGGGCCCAUUGCACCCAUAGCCCCUGUAGCACUGUCAGCUCCAAUUCUAGCUCCCGUCGCUCCUGCCCCCGCCGCCGUCGCCCUCACCAAUGGAGGAGGUACUAUUGGAGUGAGCGGACACGGAGCCAUCGUUUCCGGUCCGAAAACCGCCCCAGUGGUCAUCGAAGGACCAUCUGGCGUUGUCAAAGCCGACGGUUUGUGGGGGCCUACACUCGCAGGAGUCGCCGCUCCCGUUCACCACCCUUGGUAAUAAUUGGACCUUGGUAUCGAACUGAUGUCUUUG
Molecule: messenger RNA, 483 nt
Organism: Phyllotreta striolata
Lineage: Eukaryota; Metazoa; Arthropoda; Insecta; Coleoptera; Chrysomelidae
Source: the annotation of a GenBank genome assembly